This is a messenger RNA of Oldenlandia corymbosa var. corymbosa, 2906 nucleotides long. Lineage: Eukaryota; Viridiplantae; Streptophyta; Magnoliopsida; Gentianales; Rubiaceae. The record is from the annotation of a GenBank genome assembly.
CAUGUAUUGUAUAUUUUUUCGAGCUCUUUUUCUAGUUGUUAAUUUCUUGGAGAAUGAUUAUUAAGAUACAAACCCAGUUAAUUUCUUCAACCUCUCUGGCAAUUAAGUUUGAAUUUAUGCCACCAGUCUCUAACCUUACCAAUUCCACCAUUAAUCUUUACAUUUAUAAGCAUACACCAUCUUGGUGCUAAACUUCUACUCUUCUUCAAGAAACAUUUUCUCAUAGUACAUAAAGUCAAGUCGGUUCAUAUGGCUUCUCUUUAUUUUAUUUAUUUAUAAUUAUAGCACUUCAUAUUUCCCCCAUGACAAACGCUCCUUACAAUUUUUAUUUAUAUCCCCUCCUCUCUCCUUUGAUGUCACAAGCUUCCCAAGUUAUAUAUAAUUUUCACUUCUUUUCUUUUCACUUGUUUUCUUUUUUUGCGGUUAAAGUAUUUUUUAUUGGGUUGGCCAUGAUGAUGAUGAUUUCAACUGAUUUAAGUACUUGGGUUGUGGGUUUCUUGGUUCUUUUGUUAUGGUUUCACGAUGCAAAAAGACCUUCUUCCUCGUCUUCAACGGUGUUGGCUGCGUCUGAUGAUCAGUUGGAAAAGUAUUACAUCGAGUGGGAUGACUUGACGGUGAAUGAGUAUGAGAUCAAUGGGAACGGUACCAGGAAAAGGCUGGAAAUUAGGAAUCAAGAGAAGAGCCCUAGCAGAGUUAUCGUGGUUGACAAAAAUGGUGGCGGAGAUUCACUUACUGUUCAAGGUGCUGUCGAUCUCGUUCCUCGACACAACCGCUUGCGACAUAAAAUCUUCAUUCUUCCUGGAGUUUACAGGGAGAAGGUGCACGUGCCUAAAUGGAAGCCAUAUGUAUCAUUUAUUGGAAUGGAAAACCGGUCAUCUGAAACUGUAAUUACAUGGCACGACAAAGCCUCUGACAAGAAAGCAAACGGUAGUGUUGAAAUUGGGACGUUUGAUUCGGCUUCUGUAACCGUUGAUUCUGAUUAUUUUGGUGCCAGGGAAGUCACGUUCGAGAAUUCAGUGGUGGCGGUUCCGGGCACGAACGAUAUGCAAGCCGUGGCAUUGAGAUUAAAAGGUGAUAAAGCAUGGCUUUACAAGGUUAGGAUUUUAGGGACGCAGGAUACACUACUUGAUGAAUCAGGGUUACAUUAUUAUCAAGAAUGUUACAUUCAGGGCUCCGUUGACUUCAUUUUUGGCAACGCAAAAUCAUAUUAUCAGGAUUGUAUCCUGCAUUCAGUGGCUCCAGAAUAUGGGGCUAUAGCGGCUAAUCAUAGAGACUACCCGGAUGAAGAUACAGGGUUCUCUUUUGUGAAUUGUCAAGUCAGGGGAAGUGGCAAAGUCCUGCUGGGUAGAGCCUGGGGGAAUUACUCCAAAGUUGUGUAUUCCUCGUGUGAUUUUGAUGACAUUAUACUUCCUGAAGGAUGGAGCGAUUGGCGAAACACCGGAAAUGAUAGGAAGGUGGAAUUUGGAGAGUUCAACUGCACAGGAAAAGGAGCAGACAGGAGCAAACGGGUGGAAUGGUCAUAUUCUUUGGAUUUCUUCCAAGCCUGGCCUUAUUUAACCCCCCUAUUCAUCGAUGGUUAUCAGUGGCUCUCACUCGAAAGAUAAUAAUCAUUACAAUGUGUGCGAUGAUACCAUAGUUAGAAGUGCACAGAUUAUAUAUAUACAUAUAUAUAUAUAUAUAUAGAUAGAAUAAAAAAAAGGCUUAUAUAUAUGCUUUAUAGAGUUUUUACCUAAGAUCAUUCCAGUUCUUAUUAUUCAGGCAGUGGAUUCCCACUAACGAAAUGUCUAUAGGAUUUCCACAGUGUUAAUGCUAAUCUGUAAAGACUUUUUUAAUGUGACCAAUACAACCCAUACAGUAGUUGUCUUCAACAUCUCCUCUAUAAUUGACUUUUGCCUUCAUAAUGACUCUUUCCAAACAAUACCUAGUUCAUUUUUCUUCUCGGAAACUCAUACAUUGACCUCAAAUCUCUCGCGUUCGUUAUAAAUUCGGACCUGCAGAUAAACUCUGAUCAUUACAGAAAUCAAAACUAAAUCCCUUUUUGUCAGUUGACGGAAAGGGGAAAAAGAAAAUUAAGAUGAGAAUGGCAGAAGCAUUAACAGCUCUGGCAUGUCUCAGGGAAGCUCACUGACUUAUUGAAUAAAAAAGGGAGACACUUGGGAGGGCUUCGAAGAGAGAUCGAAUUCAUCCGGGAUGAAUUCAUUCACAUGAAAGCCUUCCUGGAAACAGUCGGACCAAAUCCAAGAGAUUACAGGUUGUUAAAGUGGAUCAACCAACUGAAAGAUGCAUCUUAUGACACUGAACAUGUUCUUGAUCAAUCCACGCUUCUCUCUGGUGGCAAUCAUUCAAAUGGAUCAUUCUGUCUUUUGGAUUUUCAACUCCAUAAGAAAUCUGUCUGCUAGCCGUCAUCUUGCUAACGAAUUACAGAUGCUGAAGCAAAGAAUCCAGCGCAUUACCAACAAUGGUAAAUACGAAUUUAGCCCACCUGAAAUUUCCAGGGCAUUCUGCUGCAAGCAGCUCAGGGAGUCAAGUUGUUCCAUUGCCCAAAAAACGCCUCAUUUCUGAUGACCCUAAACUCAAAUAUGUGUCUGCAGUUACCAUAUUGGAAGGGAUUGGAGGAACCACUCAUGAUCUACCACACACACUUCGGACUGGGAAAACUUUGUUGUCGCAUAGUUGAAAAGUUAUCUUCCUUUAAAUGACGGCCACCCCAACUGGACCAGCCUGAACUCGAUGCUGCCGUAUUAUCUUCACCAGCUUUUCCUGGUCCAUUUUUCUGGUCCCAUCCUCCAGUGGACUUGUUAAUUGAAGAUGUAUUUUCUUGAGUAUCGAACUUCUUCCCCCAGGCAGAUGAAGACUCUAAUUACUUGCCAGUACUUGGAGGUUUCUUGGAGCCCCAUUCAUCAUCA